Messenger RNA from Quercus lobata, 1190 nucleotides. RefSeq names its product phosphomannomutase (gene PMM). Gene Ontology annotation, cellular component: cytosol. The record is from RefSeq and is a predicted model, not a curated record. The transcript has 12 exons. NCBI's taxonomy places the organism in Eukaryota, Viridiplantae, Streptophyta, Magnoliopsida, Fagales, Fagaceae. Gene Ontology annotation, biological process: GDP-mannose biosynthetic process; protein N-linked glycosylation; mannose metabolic process. Gene Ontology annotation, molecular function: phosphomannomutase activity. The coding region runs from base 235 to 981 and encodes 248 amino acids.
UAAUGAAAACGCUGAGUACCCUGUUUUGAUUUAUAGAACCCCCACAGACAAUUGUACCGUGCGUUGUACAAUACUCCACGUUCUCAGCCUUCACAACAAUUUAUAUAAUAUCCUUUAGAUCUGCUUCAAACUCUGUAGUCUGUGCUCAAAGGAGUCCCAACUCCCCAAGCUUCACAUUCCCUCACUUCUUCAUUAACUAACUUCCUUCAGAAAAAAAAAAUACAUUUAAGUGCAAUGGCUGUGAGGAAGCCUGGUGUAAUUGCUUUGUUUGAUGUUGAUGGGACUCUUACUGCUCCAAGAAAGGUGGCCACUCCAAAGAUCUUAGAGUUCAUGCGGCAACUCCGUGAGGUUGUGACAGUUGGUGUUGUGGGAGGAUCUGACCUUCUUAAAAUAUCAGAGCAGCUUGGGAAGACAGUUAUUGAUGACUAUGAUUAUGCAUUUUCUGAGAAUGGCCUUGUGGCUCACAAAGACGGAAAGCUUAUUGGCACUGAGAGCUUAAAGUCAUUUCUUGGAGAAGAGAAACUCAAGGAAAUUAUUAAUUUUACUCUGCAUUAUCUUGCUGACUUGGAUAUCCCUAUAAAAAGGGGAACAUUUAUAGAGCUCCGAAGUGGCAUGCUGAAUAUAUCACCUAUUGGGCGAAACUGCAGCCAAGAAGAAAGGGAUGAAUUUGAAAAGUAUGACAAGGUUCACAAUUUCCGCGCAAAAAUGAUAUCCGCGCUUCGCGAGAAGUUUGCACACCUUAAUCUGACAUUUUCCAUUGGAGGACAAAUAAGUUUUGAUGUUUUCCCUCAAGGUUGGGACAAGACCUACUGCUUGAGAUACCUAGAUGAUUUUCAUGAAAUCCAUUUCUUUGGUGACAAAACAUACAAGGGAGGAAAUGACCAUGAAAUUUAUGAAUCAAAACGAACAAUUGGUCACACAGUUACCAGCCCUGAAGAUACUAUGGAGCAGUGCAAAGCUCUCUUCCUUGCAUACCCCUGAACAUCUACCAAUUGUUUAAUCUUUAGAUUUAUGCCAUUUGUAUUUUAUAUGUAUGAAUAAAAGUACUAAGUAGAGAUACUGUAAAAUUCAUUUUUGAACUGUUAUUCUUAUAUUAUAUGUAUGUUUUUAUUGGCAACCUAAAUUGUGAUUGUUUAUUGUUUUACUGAAGUCAAAUCUACUUACCAAAACAAAGGUGGAGGUUUUGUAUU